UUGGGAUGGGACUUUCCAGCUUAUCUCGAUGUGACCUCAAAGACAACCUUAUUAAAGAAGGGUGCAAAGCAGCAGCUAUAGAGUUUCCUUCCAGCACCUUGACUAUUCAACAGGAUGAUCCUCUUAGUGACAAGGUUUCUAAUCCAGCAGAUGUAACUCAAAUUCGGCCUCAGAAACUCCGCAUGACAUUAAGACCGGGUGAUGCUAAACGUUUUACAGUCAGUCUAAAACAGGUGGAGGAUUACCCUGUGGAUCUCUACUACUUGAUGGAUCUGUCAUAUUCAAUGAAAGAUGAUCUUUCACGCUUAGAAACUUUGGGCAACAAGUUAGCUGAAACUAUGGGCAAAACCACUAGUAAUCUUCGCAUGGGUUUUGGAGCAUUUGUGGACAAGAUCACCUACCCAUACCUGAUUACUUACCCCCCAGGUUCAGUUGAAAACCCUUGCAUUGGAAUAGGGGAUCAGUGCCAGGCUCAGGUCAGCUUUAAGAAUGUGUUGUCACUGACGGAAAAGGUUUCUCGCUUCACUGAAGAGGUGAGAAAGCAGAAGGUGUCCAGAAAUAGGGAUGGUCCCGAAGGUGGAUUUGAUGCUAUCAUGCAAGCAAUUGUAUGCAAGGACAAGAUUGGAUGGCGCCCGGAUGCCUCACAUCUUCUGGUGCUGACUACUGAUGCCAAAACUCACCUCGCCUUAGAUGGACGCAUAGCUGGCAUUGUCCAGCCCCAUGAUGGAGAAUGUUACCUCGACAAUGACAAUAGCUACAACAAAUCAACAGUUCUGGACUAUCCUUCCUUGGGCCUCUUAAUAGAAAAGAUGUCUAAAAACAACAUUAAUUUGAUUUUUGCUGUGACGGAAUAUGUUGAACCCCUUUACAAGCAAUAUAGUCAGGUGAUUCCAGGCACAACUGUGGGAAGGUUGUCUCAAGACUCUGGAAAUGUUAUUCAGCUGAUUCAGGACGCCUAUGCGAAAAUUCGUUCUAAAGUGGAGCUGGAACAUUUGGGAGUCCCAGAUGAGAUGCAUCUUUCAUAUAAUGCUACUUGCCUUAAUGGAGAGGUCAUUCGGGGACUUCAGUCCUGCUCUGGUUUGAAGGUUGGGGACAUGGUGUCCUUCAGUGUGGAAGCUCAACUGCGCAGCUGCCCUAUAGAAAAAAACCGCACUUUUACCAUCAAACCUCUGGGCUUUAAGGAUUCUCUAGAGGUUACAGUAGACUUUGCAUGUAAUUGUGACUGUGAGGCCACAGCAGUUCCUAACAGUCCAGUGUGCAGUGAUGGCAAUGGGACCUAUGAGUGUGGGAUUUGCCAGUGUCACCCGGGUCGACUGGGUCCACGAUGUGAGUGCCAUCUGGAUGAAUAUAGUCCGUCUGACGAUGCCAACUGCCUCCCAAAAUCAGACAGCCCGAUAUGUAGCGGUAGAGGAGACUGCUUAUGUGGACAAUGCUCCUGUCACUCCUCUGAGUUCGGUCAAAUCUGGGGGAAAUAUUGCGAAUGUGACGAUUUCAACUGCCUGCGCUUCAAAGGAGCUCUUUGCUCUGGCAAUGGGAAGUGUAGCUGUGGGUUCUGCCAGUGUGACGCUGGCUGGAAAGGAGACAACUGUAACUGCACCACCCGCACAGACACCUGCGUGUCCAGCAUAGGGCUGCUGUGCAGCGGCCGGGGUAACUGUGUGUGCGGGGUUUGUCAGUGCACUCAACCCGGCGCCUACGGAGACACCUGUGAGAAGUGCCCCACAUGCCCUGAUUCUUGCACUAUAAAGCAGAAGUGUGUUGAGUGUCAGCACUUCAAAAGGGGGCCGUAUAUCAGUGACAACAGCUGCAACAGAAUCUGCAAUAAUGAAAUAGUAAUAGUGGACAAGUUGAGUAAGAAAAUGGAUGAGAACUCUGAUUUCCAAGAACACAAUGCCCUGAACUGCUCCUACAAAGAUGAAAAUGACUGCAUUGUGAAAUUCCAGUAUUAUGAAGAUAAAACUGGGAAAUCCAUCUUGUACGUUGUGAAAGAGCCAGAGUGUCCCCAGGGCCCUGACAUCCUAGUGGUGCUUUUGUCGGUGGCCGGAGCAAUUCUGCUCCUGGGUCUCGUCGGUCUGCUAAUCUGGAAGCUGCUGGUUACCAUAAAAGAUCGCAGAGAGUUUGCCAAGUUUGAGGAGGAGAGAGCCAAAGCCAAAUGGGAUACGGGUAACAAUCCUUUGUACAGAGGAGCCACCUCCACUUUUACCAAUGUGGCGUACAGAGGAAACUAAUGAUUAAGCGCAAUGAGGAAAAAGCUCAGGGGUUGGCGACACUGGUAGAAUGUAGCAGCACUUAAGAUGAUCGGAGGAAGGUCUUUACACUGUCAUUAGAGCGGCUACUGAUGCAGAGAUGUAGUUACUGCUGUCAACAGUUCAAUAAAGUGUUUGCACAUGAUGUCCAAUAUUACAAACUGUUUGUAUGUGUCACAAGUUGCUUGUUCCAAGGCUUUCGGUGUCUCCGGGGGGUGUCUGUGGAUUUGAUUAAAUGCUGAUGUUUACUUUACACAUACUUUUUCGAAAAUCUUUCCACCUCUACUGUUUAUAUGUUUUCUUAUCAUUCCUUACUUCUAUUGUUAAAACUUUGUCAGGCAAAGUGAAUGUGAAACAGCUAUAUUUAAUUAUUGAAACCCUGUUCUGCAUGGUGUACGCUGCAGAUAUACUGAUUAAAUGGGUCUGUAUAGUAUUAAAAAAAAUAAACCAGUGUGUUAAUUUGCAUAAAAAUGUAUUUGCUUUAGGCUUUUUUUCUCUUUUUUAUUCUAUGUUUUGCAUUUGCACUGAUAAUCUGAAUGGUGCAUGACAAAGUUACAUAUGAUAGAGUAUUUGAGAAUGUUUCUAUAGCUUUAAUGUUUACAUUUGGAGUGAAUGUGGGUGAUAUUAUACUACAAACUGUGGUGCAUUUUGGGUUUAAAGCUCUGAAUGUUUUGCACAAUACAAUCGGCUAUCUCACUAUUUUGUCAUGUGGUUGUUUAUUGGUUAUAUUUAGGGAACUUAUUUCACCUGAGUCUUGUGACUCAAAAGGUUUUCUUUCCAAAAUGUCAGAGUCAUAUUUUUAGAUCAAAUGCCACUUUUGUUUAAUUCCUAUUUCUAAGCCAAAGCAAAGAGCAACUUUUUAGACUAAAAAGAUAUGUCUGCUUGCCAAGAUUCAAUAAACAUGGGGAA
This is a messenger RNA of Cyprinodon variegatus (sheepshead minnow), 3155 nucleotides long. RefSeq names its product integrin beta-3-like (gene itgb3a). The record is from RefSeq and is a predicted model, not a curated record. Gene Ontology annotation, biological process: integrin-mediated signaling pathway; cell migration; cell-matrix adhesion. Gene Ontology annotation, molecular function: integrin binding; fibrinogen binding; fibronectin binding. The coding region runs from base 6 to 2228 and encodes 740 amino acids. Gene Ontology annotation, cellular component: focal adhesion; cell surface; integrin complex. NCBI's taxonomy places the organism in Eukaryota, Metazoa, Chordata, Actinopteri, Cyprinodontiformes, Cyprinodontidae. The transcript is spliced from 13 exons.